Molecule: messenger RNA, 2619 nt
Organism: Serpula lacrymans var. lacrymans S7.9
Lineage: Eukaryota; Fungi; Basidiomycota; Agaricomycetes; Boletales; Serpulaceae
Exons: 8
Coding region: 1-2295 (764 amino acids)
Molecular function (GO): zinc ion binding; 5-methyltetrahydropteroyltriglutamate-homocysteine S-methyltransferase activity
Source: RefSeq, a predicted model, not a curated record
AUGGUCCUCUCCAGCGUUCUUGGUUUCCCUCGUAUCGGUGCUAACCGUGAGGUCAAAAAGGCCGUCGAGGCCUACUGGGCUGGUAAGCUUUCGGCCGAAGAGCUUACCAAGGCCGCUGCAGAAGUCAAGAAGACUAGCUGGACUUCUGUAAAAGCGAAAGGCGUUGACUUGGUUUCCAGUGGUGAAUUCUCCCUGUACGAUCAUGUUCUCGAUCACUCUGCCUCGUUCAACGUGAUCCCCAAACGCUACGUUGGAUUGGGUUUGUCUGACCUCGACGUUUAUUUCGCAAUGGGCCGUGGUCGUCAAGCUGAUGGUGUCGACGUCCCUGCGUGUGAAAUGAAGAAAUGGUUCGACUCUAACUAUCACUUUGUCGUUCCUGAGCUUUCGGAAGAGACUCAGUUCAAGCUUAACUUUAACAAGGCUCUCGAGGAGUACAACGAGGCCAAGGCUCACGGCAUUGUCACUCGUCCCGUUGUUCUCGGCCCCGUUUCUUACCUCGUUCUCGGCAAGGCUGCCAAGGAGGCAAAGGAUGACUUUGAGCCUAUCUCUUUGUUGUCUAAGCUCUUGCCCGUCUACAAACAGCUUUUGACCGACCUCAAGUCGGCUGGUGUUGAAUCUGUGCAAAUUGAAGAGCCAAUUCUCGUUCUCGACAAAGCUGCUUCCUUUGACAAGCAGUUUGCCAUCGCUUAUGCGGAACUCGCCCCUGUCGCUCCCAAGCUCGUGCUGACCACUUACUUCGCACGUCUCGACUCGAACAUCAACUUCGUUGCUAAGCUACCUAUCGCUGGCUUGCAUAUCGACUUGGUCCGUGCUCCGGGUCAGCUCGAUGAGGUGGUCGCUGCUAUCAAGCCCACCAAUAUUGUGCUUUCGUUGGGUGUUGUGUCUGGUCGUAACAUCUGGAAGAACGACUUUGCUGCAUCUAUCAAGUUUGGCCAGAAGGCCAUUGAUGCUCUUGGUCAAGAUCGUGUAAUCAUUGCGACUUCGUCAUCACUAUUGCACACUCCGGUCACACUGGCAUCUGAAAAGAAGCUUACCGAACAGCAGAGGGACUGGUUCUCUUUCGCCCUCGAGAAGGCGGGAGAGGUUGCCACUAUUGCAGCUGUUUUGUCGGGAUCCCAAGACUCGGCGAUCGCCGCUGCGCUCGAGGCCAACAAAGUCUCCAUCGGGAAACGUCGCGAAUUUGAGGCUACUUCCGAUGAUGCCGUUCGCAAGCGGGUUGCCUCUAUCACCCCCGAAAUGUUGAACCGCAAGAGCCCUUUCGCUGUUCGUAAGGAAGUACAGGCCAAGCACUUGGACUUGCCCAAGUUCCCCACCACUACCAUUGGCUCUUUCCCACAAACAAAGGAGAUCCGUACUGCUCGUGCUAAACUUGGAAAGGGUGAAAUUACCGUUGCUGAGUACGACGAGUUCAUCAAGAAGGAGAUCGAGACUGUUGUCCGUUUCCAGGAGAAAGUUGGUCUCGACCUUCUUGUCCACGGUGAGCCCGAGCGAAACGACAUGGUUCAAUACUUCGGUGAGCAGUUGAACGGCUUUGUCUUCACUCAAAACGCUUGGGUCCAGAGCUACGGUUCUCGUUACGUUCGUCCUCCCAUUAUUGUUUCCGAUGUCAGUCGUCCCGGUCCUAUGACCGUAAAAUGGAGUAGCUAUGCGCAGAGUGUCACCAAGAAGCCUAUGAAGGGAAUGCUUUCCGGUCCUGUCACCAUCUUGAACUGGUCCUUCCCUCGUGAUGAUGUCACCCGUAAAUUACAAUCCCAGCAGUUGGCUUUGGCUCUUCGUGACGAGGUGAUCGAUCUCGAGAAGGCUGGCAUCAGUGCCAUCCAGGUCGACGAGCCUGCUAUUCGCGAGGGUCUUCCUCUCCGCCGAUCUGACUGGGACGAAUAUCUCGAGUGGGCAGUCGACACCUUCAAGCUUUCCACUGCGGGUGUCACCGAUGCUACCCAGACGCACUCACACUUCUGUUACUCUGACUUUGACGAUAUCUUCCCUUCCAUCCAGCGCCUUGACGCUGAUGUGAUUUCCAUCGAGUUCUCCAAGAGUGAUAUGAAGUUGUUGCACACCUUCAAACAGUACGGUUACUCCAACCAGAUUGGUCCUGGUGUCUACGACAUCCACUCUCCUCGUGUUCCAAGUGAGGCUGAGAUCAAGGACCGUCUCAAGGCUACCCUUGCUAUCAUCCCUGACCACUUGGUUUUCAUCAACCCUGACUGUGGUCUCAAGACCCGUGGCUGGAAGGAGACUGAAGCUUCGCUGGCCAACUUGGUUGCCGCUGCUCGCUGGGCUCGUCAGAACGCUUAAUUCUAUCGUACUUUGCGCUUCAACAGCGCCCGCGAAGUGGUUAAUUUAUCAGGGUUCUUCGAGGAAGCGCCUUGCACUUGACCUUGGGUAGUUGUGUGGCAAUAAAAUGACGACCAGCAUGUCGAUGCUGGAUCAUCUUGUAGGGCACUGUUAGAUGCUGCUUUGUGGGCCCGCCGAGUGCCUUGAAUGAAGGCAGGAGCUUUGCGUGUUCGUAGUCAGUAGUAUUAGGAUUUCAACAAUCCAUAAUGAUAUCGUAAUAAGCAUCAAUUGUUUUCUGCAUAAAUACUGUUUGAUUUUAAAUGAUAAGAUGCAUGUAUUGUUAAG